AUGGAUGAUGACAUUCUUGAUAAAUUGGAUGGUGAUGUCAGCACCACCACCGACAAUGUAUACCUCAAUGCCUCUUCCAUCAAUGGUCUUGUCACCGAUCAUGAUGAGCUCCUGCUUGAGCGUGAUGAACAUGCUACGAGCAAAGAUGAUCCACAAUCAGCCAUUACAAUGGACCACCUUUCCUCCAAUAGUGUUUCUACCAAAGCCCUGAACACAAUCUGCAAGCUUCUACCUGUUGUCGACCUAGUUGGGGUCACACCUCUAGCACCUACCAAUGGUGUUUGUGGCCAUGUAUGGACCUUUAUAACGUCCUCUCAAGUUCCUUCUUAA
Molecule: messenger RNA, 330 nt
Organism: Sphenostylis stenocarpa
Lineage: Eukaryota; Viridiplantae; Streptophyta; Magnoliopsida; Fabales; Fabaceae
Source: the annotation of a GenBank genome assembly